This is a messenger RNA of Callorhinchus milii (elephant shark), 2175 nucleotides long. It is a transcript of the gene nsmfb, whose product is annotated as NMDA receptor synaptonuclear signaling and neuronal migration factor b. The transcript is spliced from 16 exons. Gene Ontology annotation, biological process: regulation of neuronal synaptic plasticity; positive regulation of neuron migration. NCBI's taxonomy places the organism in Eukaryota, Metazoa, Chordata, Chondrichthyes, Chimaeriformes, Callorhinchidae. The coding region runs from base 6 to 1568 and encodes 520 amino acids. Gene Ontology annotation, cellular component: cytoplasm; nucleus. The record is from RefSeq and is a predicted model, not a curated record.
CCAGCAUGGGAAGCGCAGUGUCCAAGAGGAGGAACAUGAGGGGCGAUGCCAUCUCCUCGGCAGCAGCUAAGGUUAGAGCAGCAAGAGCCUUUGGGGAGUAUUUGUCACAGAGUCAGGCUGACGGUGAUCCCGGUAGCAAGCAUCUUCUGGCCGAGGCGUUCCUAGAACCCGACGACACGUCCCAGCUUCAGUCUCCGGUCUCGCAGAACAAGCGUAGGCUGUCUGUCACCUCGCACGGCAAGUUCGAGAGGAGCUUCUCUGACGAGCGGUCGGAAAGGUCGAGCGAGGGCCAGAAGCCCAGGGUGUACACCAUCUCCGGCGAGUCCCAGCUCCUGUCGGAGAGCGAGAACGAGGCGACGGGGAUGGGCAGCGAGCGGUCGGGGAAAUCGGGGCACCCACUGCACAGCUCCGGCAGCUCGCACAGCGUCAACAAGCACUGCAAGAGCUGGGCGGGGAGCAGGCAGAGCUCCAAGGACUGCUCCAGCUGCAGGAAAGCCGCCGUUUCCUCAAACCAUUCCUUCGACCUCGACCAUCUGCAGUCCCGUGAGGCGGCCCGGCACCGGAAAAAGCUGGAGCGGAUGUACAGCGUGGACAAAGUGUCCGAUGACGUUCCAAUCCGCACUUGGUUCCCGAAGGAAAACCUCUUCACUUUCCCCUCACCGACAACCACCAUGCAGGCGAUAUCCGCAUUCCGAGGCUACGCAGAGAGGAAGAGAAGGAAGCGCGAGAACGAAUCUGCUGCUGUGAUACAGAGAAAUUUCCGAAAGCACCUCCGAAUGGUCGGAAGUCGUAGAAUCAGAUUGCAAGGCUUUGCUGAGCGUCGUGAGAAGAGCUUCAGCCGCUCCUGGAGUGACCCCACCCCAAUAAAGUCCGACUUGUUGUGUGGCUCGAGAGAGAGUCAGGAGCUGCAGAGCUCGUGCAGCGCGUUAGACGACGAUUUCGAUGAUCUGACCUGGGAGGCGGAGAAGGAACUGGAGUCGCUGUCUUGCGAUGGAGAAGACUUUGUCUCGCCCAAGAUUAUGCUCAUUUCAUCCAAGGUGCCUAAGGCAGAGUACAUCCCGACGAUCAUUCGCAGAGACAACCCCUCCAUCAUUCCCAUCCUCUACGAUCAUGAACACGCUACAUUCGAUGACAUCUUAGAGGAGAUUGAGAAAAAGCUAAAUGCCUAUCGGAGGGGCUGCAAAAUCUGGAAAAUGCUGUUUUUCUGUCAGGGAGGUCCUGGCCAUUUGUACCUGCUGAAGAAUAAAGUCGCUACCUUUGCGAAGGUGGGGAAGGAGGAGGACCUCAUCCUAUUUUGGAAACGUCUGAGCAAGCUCAUGAGUAAGAUAAAUCCAGAGCCAAAUGUGAUUCAUAUAAUGGGGUGUUACAUCCUGGGAAACCCCAAUGGAGAGAAGCUCUUUAGGAGUCUGAAGACACUGAUGGCACCUCACCGGAUCUCCUUUGAGUCACCACUGGAGCUCUCGGCUCAAGGGAAGAGGAUGAUCGAGACGUACUUUGACUUUCGUCUCUAUAGACUCUGGAAGACCAAACAGCACUCAAAGCUGUUGGGCUAUGAUGAUGUUCUAUGAGCCAGAGGAAGGCACCACAUUGGAAUCACUUAAAACCCACUCUUCUCAGGAAGAAAAUCUCCUGAAUACUGGAGGCAAAGAGAUAAGAGGGUCUCCAGAGUGCUGGAGAGAAUGCAGAGGACAUUUCUGCCACAUCUUAUUUGGAUAAAGACUUUAAUGGAAGAUGUGGUAAUCAAACGGAGAAGAGAGGUUGGAGCCUUCGUCGCUUUGAGUAAGGAAGAAGCAAGAGUCUGCAUUUUUACUGCAGGGACAGAACAGUCCCAGGUCACCUCGAACCUCUGUUGCAAUACAUCAGGACAGCAGAGCUCAGGUGGUUUUUCAAGGUCAUUGAGCGAGGAUGUGAAAUAAUGGGUCAGUUGGUUGAGCCAAAUUGUGCCAAAACGGGUUGCGUUGUAGGUUUUGUCAACGGACAAUCCGCGGACUAGGCUUGGAUGAUGCUAGGGAUAUUCAAGGCCUUGUGUGCCUGGGAGAUGUUCUUGAGGAACAGUUGAAAUAAUAUAACUAAUGGGUUUUAUUAUUGAACGUACGCGGUUAGAUGUAACAGUUUUUUAAUCGAAUAGCGCAGUUGAUUGGUUAACAGUUUAUUCGACUAGUUAAGAGGAUGCCU